Messenger RNA from Sinocyclocheilus anshuiensis, 2542 nucleotides. RefSeq names its product sodium/potassium/calcium exchanger 3. Gene Ontology annotation, biological process: intracellular calcium ion homeostasis; calcium ion transmembrane transport. Gene Ontology annotation, molecular function: calcium channel activity; calcium, potassium:sodium antiporter activity. Lineage: Eukaryota; Metazoa; Chordata; Actinopteri; Cypriniformes; Cyprinidae. The transcript is spliced from 17 exons. The coding region runs from base 198 to 1997 and encodes 599 amino acids. Gene Ontology annotation, cellular component: plasma membrane. The record is from RefSeq and is a predicted model, not a curated record.
CACUACAGGUCCGCGCGCGCUUAGCUGAACGAUGCGUAUAAAUAGUUCGCAACAGCGCAGGGUUGACUGUGAUGAAGAAAAGCAAGGCAACCCAAAAGUUUAGUUUAGUAAGAAGGUAGUUAUCAGCCCCGCCUUAUAACCGGAGGAAUCUGCGGCGGUCAUGUUCUGAUUCAGAGGUGCGGAACAGACGGAGCGGGAUGAAGUCGGUGAUACGGAGCGCCAGACGGCGACCGAUCCGGCGCUUCUACUGCUGCGGAGUCGGGCUUCUCGCGGUCGUGUGGCUCGCACAGGUGCUGCAGCUGACAGAGAUCGAGUCUUCAUGGCCAGAAACAGACUUUCCCAGACGCAGGAUCCUGCAGUAUGGCGUGGAAAAUCAAACAAUUGACACUCCCAGAGCAGCAAUUCAUGAGUUCCCUGAGGACAUCUUCACCAAAGAGCAGCGCAAGAGAGGAGCCGUACUACUGCAUGUGCUCUGUGCUGUCUAUAUGUUCUACGCACUGGCUAUCAUUUGCGAUGACUAUUUUGUUCCAUCCCUGGAGAAGAUCUCAGAGAAUCUGCAGCUGAGUGAAGAUGUGGCUGGGGCGACUUUCAUGGCUGCAGGAAGUUCAGCUCCCGAAUUAUUUACUUCCUUAAUUGGUGUGUUUAUCACAAAGGGAGAUGUUGGCGUCGGUACCAUUGUUGGGUCAGCUGUCUUCAACAUACUGGUCAUAAUUGGAGUGUGUGGCAUCUUUGCCCGUCAGACGGUGGUCCUGACCUGGUGGUCUCUGUUCAGAGACUCGCUGUACUACAUCUUCUCAGUGCUGGCCUUGAUUUUGGUUAUUUAUGAUGAAAGAGUUGUAUGGUGGGAAUCAGUGCUUCUGAUCUCCAUGUAUGGAGUCUACAUCCUUAUCAUGAAGUUUAACAGUCAGAUUGCCAGCUUUGUUCAGAGAUCAUGUGGCAGUCCGGGUCAAUGUUGUGUCAGGAGACAAACGUCCAGAGAUAAAGAGGCUGAUGAAGUGGGAACAAACGGCAACACCUCCAUGGUGCUGUUGAGGAAAGCUCCAGCAGGUUCGCCGCAGGAGUCACCAGUAGUGAUGGUGGAUGAGCUGCUCAUCUUAAGGCCACACCAGCUCUCAUUCCCAGAGGCUGGACUGCGUGUCAUGAUCACACCACAUUUCUCUCCACGCACCCGUCUCACUAUGGCUGGACGCAUGCUCAUCAGUGAGAGACAGAGACUGCUCCAGGAGAAUAAGAUGAGCAGGACCUCAGGGAAGACAUUCGGUUCUAGAGGGAUAGUAAACGGAGGAAGUGUUGAAGCACAGCAGACACCUGAGGACACAGAAAUGACGGAUAGUAAGAAAGGAGCGAAGGUGGAGGUGGAAAACUCUCAGCCUGAGGAAGAGGAUGAGGACGGGGACGAAAUGUUCAAACCUCUCCAUAUUCCUGCUGGCUACUGUGCGCGUCUGAAGUGGCUUGUGUCCUGGCCGCUGGCUGUUCUGCUGUAUUACACAGUGCCUAACUGUGUUUUGCCGCGUUGGCAUCGCUGGUUCAUGAUCACCUUCAUUGCAUCAACCCUCUGGAUUGCUAUUUUUUCCUACCUCAUGGUGUGGAUGGUCACCAUCAUCAGCUACACACUCGGUAUUCCUGAUUACAUCAUGGGAAUCACUUUCCUGGCUGCUGGCACUAGUGUACCCGACUGCAUGGCGAGCCUCAUCGUCGCCCGCCAAGGAAUGGGGGACAUGGCAGUGUCAAACUCCAUUGGCAGCAAUAUCUUUGACAUCCUGCUGGGACUGGGCUUCCCCUGGGCUCUGAGGACGCUAGUAGUAGACCAUGGAUCAGCAAUAUUCAUCAAUAAUAAAGGCCUGGUCUAUUCGGUCAUCCUGCUGCUCGCAUCAGUCUUCCUCACGGUCCUGAGUGUGCAUCUAAACGGCUGGAAGCUGGAUCGGAAACUAGGUCUUGGUCUCAUGCUCCUUUACUCCAUCUUUCUGCUCUGCUCCAUCCUCUUCGGUCAGCUCUAGAGGCGCUGACACACUCUUCAGUGCGUUCUUGUUUUGGUUUCAUUUUUAUAGUGUUUUUACUGUAGAUCAGGUACUAAAUCUUGACUGAUUUCAUGGCUGCGUACAGUGUAGCAGCAAGAGGAAAUUUUGUGCUCUGCAGAAACAACCUCAGCAUGGUUUUCAAGAUCCGGUCAGUUGUUUGUUCUGACCACAGCAGGAACGGUUUUUGAAUGCCUAAUUAAGCACUGCUUCAAGCUGGAAGGUUUACUGUAUAAUAUAAUGAUUUCUGUCUUCAGUCGACCCAGGAUGCUGACAACUUCCAGAAACACUAAAGUUACAAUCAGGCACUGUUUACCUGCUUAUGACUUCAGUAAUUCUUCUUGGGAGUGUUUUACCCUUGUAAAAAAGAAGUACAUUUUUAGCAUACUUAAUUUAAAGAAUACGUGUUAUGGACAUAACAUACUUUAAAUGAAUAUACUUAAGUGUGAACUGAAUGUAAUAUUUUCAGACACUUAAUUGCAUGUUCUUUGCAAUUAAUGAAAUUGUGUUAUAGUUUAAAUGUAUAU